Linum tenue is the source of this 227-nucleotide messenger RNA. NCBI's taxonomy places the organism in Eukaryota, Viridiplantae, Streptophyta, Magnoliopsida, Malpighiales, Linaceae. The record is from the annotation of a GenBank genome assembly.
CAACCGAGCAUUAGCAAAAGGGAAACCAGCCACAGGGCCACACGCUCGAUUCCAACACCAUCUACCAAUCGGGACCUUCAGAUUUGGUGCUCUGGACUGUGCAUGUUGUCCACUCACUUUCGAUCGAUUUUUUCUAACUUUUUUUGGGUAGAAUCUAACCUUUCUUUUGCAGGUUUUCCUUCUUCUUGCUGAUUUCUCUUUUGGUUAAUUUUUCUUGGAAGAAGAGA